Messenger RNA from Oryctolagus cuniculus (rabbit), 4970 nucleotides. It is a transcript of the gene EPB41L4B, whose product is annotated as erythrocyte membrane protein band 4.1 like 4B. Lineage: Eukaryota; Metazoa; Chordata; Mammalia; Lagomorpha; Leporidae. Gene Ontology annotation, biological process: actomyosin structure organization. Gene Ontology annotation, cellular component: cytoskeleton. The record is from RefSeq and is a predicted model, not a curated record. Gene Ontology annotation, molecular function: cytoskeletal protein binding.
GGCGCCGGCGGCCGCGGGCACUGACGGCGUCGCGGGACGCUCCCGGGCGGCGGCGGCGGCGGCGCAGCGGGCGGCGCUGGGGGCGGAGGCAGGGGGCGCCCCCAGCCAGAGGAUGCUGCGGUUCCUGCGCCGGACCUUUGGCCGCCGCUCCAUGCAGCGCUACGCGCGCGGCGCGGCGGGGCGCGGGGCCGCCGGGCUGGGGGACGAGCGCGACGGGGGGUUCCGGGGGGGCCCGGCCGCCGCUGCCGCCGCCCCCUCGGUGCUGCCCGCCGCGCCCGGGGGCAGCGUGUUCCCGGCCGGCGGCGGGCCCCUGCUCACGGGCGGCGCGGCCGUGCACAUCUCCGCCGCCGGCGCCGCUAAGGCCACCCUCUACUGCCGAGUCUUCCUGCUCGACGGGACCGAAGUGAGCGUGGACCUGCCGAAACAUGCCAAGGGCCAGGAUCUGUUCGAUCAGAUCGUGUACCAUUUGGACCUCGUGGAAACAGAUUAUUUUGGCCUCCAGUUCCUCGACUCUGCCCAGGUGGCGCACUGGCUGGAUCAUUCCAAACCCAUAAAGAAGCAGAUGAAAAUUGGACCUACUUACGCUUUGCACUUCCGAGUUAAGUACUAUUCUUCAGAACCGAACAACCUGCGUGAAGAGUUUACAAGGUACCUGUUUGUUUUACAACUCAGGCAUGACAUUCUUUCUGGAAAAUUGAAGUGCCCCUAUGAAACGGCUGUGGAAUUAGCUGCGCUCUGUCUGCAAGCGGAGCUUGGAGAGUGCGAGCUUCCAGAACACACGCCGGAGCUGGUGUCUGAGUUUCGGUUCAUUCCCAAUCAGACAGAGGCAAUGGAAUUCGAUAUCUUCCAGAGGUGGAAAGAGUGCAGGGGAAAGAGCCCUGCCCAGGCGGAACUGUCCUACCUGAACAAGGCGAAGUGGCUGGAAAUGUACGGGGUGGACAUGCACGUGGUCAGGGGAAGAGAUGGCUGUGAAUAUUCUCUUGGACUGACCCCGACAGGCAUAUUAAUCUUUGAAGGAGCUAACAAAAUAGGCUUAUUCUUUUGGCCUAAAAUUACCAAAAUGGAUUUUAAAAAGAGCAAACUGACACUGGUGGUGGUUGAGGACGACGACCAGGGCCGUGAGCAGGAACACACGUUUGUGUUCCGCCUGGACAGCGCCAGGACCUGCAAGCACCUGUGGAAGUGUGCGGUCGAGCACCACGCCUUCUUCCGGCUGCGGGCGCCAGGGAACAGCAAGUCCAGCAGAUCGGAAUUCAUCAGGCUGGGCUCCCGCUUCAGGUUCAGCGGGCGGACAGAAUACCAGGCCACGCACGGCGCCAGGUUACGCAGAAGCAGCACCUUCGAGAGGAAGCCCAGUAAACGUUACCCUUCCCGGAGACAUUCCACGUUCAAAGCGAGCAACCCGGUGAUCGCCGCGCAGCUCUGCUCUAAAGCAAAUCCUGAAGUCCAUAAUUACCAGCCUCAGUACCAUCCUAACAUCCACCCCAGCCAGCCCCGGUGGCAUCCGCACUCCCCAGGUGUCAGCUACCCGCUGCCUUCUCCAGUGCUCAGCAGCUCAGAGCGACUGCCCUUCGGCAUAGAGGAGAAUGGGGGCACCCCGUUCCCCGCCAAGGUGCCGGGAAGGCACCACCACCACCACCAGCACCACCCCAGCUACGGCCUCACGCUGACGCUGGAGAGCAAAGAAGGGCCUUUGAGGUCCCCCAACUCCAGCAGCAAGUCCCUUACGAAGCUGAGUCCAGGAGCGCCUGCCCUGUUCAGUGAAGCCGCUGCCCAUCUCAAGAAGCUGGAAUUGGAAACUGUGAAGGCGCCCGGGCCCUGGCCUGCUCUGCACAUCAACAUAAACAAGGCUGAGGAAAAGAAGGUUUCCGAGAAGACUCUGCAGACCCCGCUGUUGCCUUCCCCCGUGGCCGAACACGUGAAGUGUAACAUCCUGAAAGCCCAGCUGGAGAACGCCUCCCGAGGGAACGCCCAGAUUGGAAAAGAAGAAGCAACGUUUGUAAAUAUCAAUAAGAAAACCAGUCUUCUGGACGCUAAUAUAAGAAGUCCUAUUCCCAUACGCGUGGAAACUGCCCAGCCAGCCGUGGAAAAGCCGGAAAUCAAGCCGCCCCGAGUGAGGAAGUUGACAAGACAGUAUAGCUUUAACCGCAGUGAUGAAGACGACCUCCCUCCAGACCUGGCCGAGGCCGUGGGAACCACCCCAGCUACCACCGCGAACAGCUCGUCGGCCGCCACCCAAGUCUCUGUGCCGCUGGCGUCCCCUAAGGUCCAGAAAGUCAGCUCACCUCCAAAGUCUGAAGGCAAGGGCCCGCUGUCCCCAGGGGCCAAGAGCCCCUCUGACCGAGGCGGUGCCUUCACCUUGGAGCCAGGUGACCUCCUGAUGGAUUUCACAGAAGCCACUCCUCUGGCAGAGCCCGCCAGCAACCCUCACUGUGCCCACUCUCGCUGUUCUCCUCCACUCUCUCUCCCCAUGAAGGAAGAGACCACUGGAGUUUGCAUGUACCCUCCAAUCAAAACGAGGCUGAUAAAAACAUUCCCGGCCGACCCCGUGAACCCGUUUCCUGACCCUUUUACCACAGGGCCACAGUUUGCCGCAGACUUCAGAGACAGUAAAUUACCGUGCUGUCCUGGCCAGUCUUCCCCGCUGAUCCCAGCCGUGACCCUGAGGCCUUUGACAGAGACCGUCCCCACCGUGCAGACCGUCUACACCCCCCGGAAGCCUGUUGCUCUGGCAGCCAGUGCAGAGACGCUCCGGCAAGAACUGGAGAGGGAGAAAAUGAUGAAAAGACUGUUGAUGACCGAACUGUGAAAUUCUCCCUGAUGCCUGGGGGUUGGCAUGGUGCCUUCUGUCCGUUUCCUUUCUUCAGGCUUGGUGUGCUCGCCCUAGCGCAACACUCAGCUGUGGGGUGCCCUGCUCGCCCAGGUCGCCGUGAUUGGUGGAAGCCAACUUCUGGCUUGAGUUUUAUUGGAAAAGUUAUUUUAUGUCUCAUGCGCAUCGGAGUCUUUCUAUGACUCAGUGUAACUGAGACAGGAGUUGGUAGGUUUAGGAGAAGAAAGGUGGGAAACCGAGGGUUCCUUUUCCGGCAUCCCUGUGUGUGUCUGUUAAUAGGCACAGGGAUUAAUACAAUAUGGAAUCCUUUGCUCUCUAUCUAAAAACCAUGCGAUUUUGUAUGAUUGAAACUUGCACCACGCUUUGACUGUUUGUUAAAGAGUCAUUUUUAAUGAGAGAAUAAUUCUUUACUGCUGGUUUUUCAUUUACACUGACCUUAUGAAGUCCUUAACAUUCGUUUUUAUUCAGACGUGAGUAACUGAACUAAAAUAGAACAUCACAUAUUACCAUAACUGAAGGUACUUCAACUUAGCUGGAAAUAUAACCUAACUUGUUGGAUAGGAUAUGAUUUGGGAUAAGCAGAAUUUAUCAUUGAACCCAACGUAGAAAAUUCUAGUUUCAAUUGUCAAAAAAAUCCUCACAAGGUUAAAAUGAUUCAACCUCAAGAAGAUCCAUUUGGGUGUUCCAUACAGGAAAAUUAUUUCUAAAGUUGAUCACUUCAUGUCCUAUUGAUAAAACCUCGACUAGAGGAAAUUUUGCUCCCUUUUUAUAUAGUUUCAAGAAAUUUUUAAAUUUUUAUUAUGUACUUGAACAACUUUGCAGGAGUAAAGGAACCCCUCACCACAAACUAUUCCUCUAAAUUAUCUCCCUGGCUUCCUCAGCGAAUAUGCACAUUUUGACAUAACCAUGAUCAGUUUGUCCAUUUUCUUUUGUUGUACUUCUCCACUCAACACUUUUCUUAUCCACAUGGGAUCACUUUCACCAUUCUAAAUGUCUUUAUAUCCAUGUAAAACUUGGUUAGCCUCCCUUCUCAUUAUUCAAUAUUUGAGUUAUAUCUAAUUUUUCACUCUUAUAAGUAGUGCUGCUAUGAAUGUCUUUGUUAAAAAAAAAAUACGCCUUCUUUGGAUUAUUCCCUUAGGAAAAUCUCCAGAGAGGGAUUACAAGGUUAAAAGAGCAUGAAAUAUUUUAUAGCUCUUGUUUUAUAUUGCCAGAUUGCUUUCUAGAAAAGAUCCAAUCUCUGGGUUGGAAGGACCUUAAAGGUCAUAUAGUUCAACCCCCUACCCUCCUCCCCAAUGCUUGAACCCCCCCUACAAUCUAUGAUGCCACCAGCAGUGUAUACGCAUUUCUAUUGACCAAUAGCUCUGCCAGUGUUGGGUUUUGCCGUCUGUAUUUAUUUUCACUUGUUUAAUAGGUGUGUAUAGUUGUUCUUGAAGAGUUGGUUUAUUUCAUUAACUGCUAGCAAGGCUGAGCACUUUUAUCCUGUGAUGAUUUCCUAGCUGUGUUUCCUUGAGUGUAAAAUCUCCAUCCACUUCUUAGGACCUCUUGUUCAGUGGAAUGGAUGCCGUACAUCUGUGUCACAACUGCGCUUUUUUGUUGUAUCCUACAGUUUGCUCUCCUGUCCCUAUCCUUCAAACCGAAUGGUGCCAAUAAUUUGAUACUGAUGACGAUAUAUAUAUAAAAAAAGACAUGCCUCAUUUGCUGGCAUUGUAAAAUGCGGUAUGUAAGCAAGUAGUGACAUCACUGAGGAUUAACUCUUUAAGUGCUGAAUCUUUAAAAUGUUCAUGUUUUUUGAGAGAAAUCUUUCUACAAUGGAUAACACACUUCCCUGCCUUAGUAAACAGAGUACAAUGGAGAGUAUUUAUCCUUUUCUGGGUGAGUCAUGGCCAUCAUUACACACAUUGGUCCCUUUGGGACCUUGGUAUGAUACAGUGAUGUCAUCAGGAACUAGCAAAAUCUGUAGGGCUUGGCUUGGCCUCUUUUAGAAUAUUAUGUUGUUGUCCCUGAUGGGGAUUUUUGUUUUGUUUUUUACUGCUGUCUGUUCUACCAGUGGAGCUGUCUGGGGCGGUUGUAGUGUUUGGGGCCCCUUCUCCCCUGUGGCCCCUGGCUGAACUUUUAAAAACAGCUUUAGCUGUUCUUGAUA